Molecule: messenger RNA, 1104 nt
Organism: Colletotrichum navitas
Lineage: Eukaryota; Fungi; Ascomycota; Sordariomycetes; Glomerellales; Glomerellaceae
Product: cytochrome P450
Exons: 4
Coding region: 1-1080 (359 amino acids)
Molecular function (GO): iron ion binding; heme binding; monooxygenase activity
Source: RefSeq, a predicted model, not a curated record
AUGACAGACAUUGGCGAGCUGACUGUGCUCCCGAGCAACUUUGCACGCGAGCUACGGGCUGAUCCUCGACUGGACUUUGCAGCAGUCAUCAACCGGACCUUCCACGCGAAAUUUCCAGGUUUUGAAGGUUUUCGAGAGGGGACGCCAGACGCGCAUCGCAUCAGAGAUGUUGUGAGGAGACAUCUGACCAACUGCCCAGCAAUGCUUCUACGCAUGUGGCCAGAAUCCCUCCGACCUUUUGUUCAUUGGGUUUUGCCACAGUGUCUCACACUUGGGAAGCAAGUCGCCAAUGCACGACAAAUAGUCGCCGGCAUCAUCGACAAACGACGACAAGAAAAGGCGACCGCGGAGACUGAAGGUCGCUCUCAACCCGUGUAUAACGAUGUCAUUGAGUGGUUUGCACAGGACGAGAAAGAAGAUGAUAGCAAUUACGACCCAGUGGUCGGACAGCUCAUCCUGAUGCAAGCAGCGAUUCACACCACAACCGAUCUCCUCACAAAAACCGUGUUGGACAUAGCCUUGAAUCCAGACAUCACCGAUGCUUUACGAAGGGAGGUAGCCGAGUCGGUACGUCAAUAUGGCUGGUCAAAGUCUUCACUCGCCAGAAUGCGUCUCGUUGACGCCGCUGUCAAAGAAAGCCAACGGCUCAAGCCAAUGGCCCGCACCUCUAUGCAUCGCCUCGUGUUAGACGAUGUGCAGCUUUCGGACGGAACUCUUAUCCCUAAAGAUGCCAUCAUCGGUGUUUCAGUGGACCAGAUGUGGAGCGACAGUCACUACGAGAAUCCGGCCGUCUGGAACCCGCAUCGUUUCUAUCAAAUAGGCGAGGCAGGGGGCAGCAAGGACGUGAGCCUCACGAAUUCGAGCCCCGAACACUUGGCAUGGGGGUAUGGCAAGCACGCCUGCGCAGGGCGGUUCUUUGUCGCACAAGAGGCCAAGGUGGCCCUGAGUCAUUUCCUGCUACAUUACGAGUGGAAGAUUGCACCGUCGUCCCAGAAGACCCAGCCGUUGGAGAUUGGGCUCACACUGGCUGCCGACCCCAUGGCCAAGGUCUUGGUGCGGAAAGUUUCGCGAACUUCCUGAACUUUCACGAUAGGGGAAAGUGGC